AUGGCCAUUGACCUAGAAUUGCAUGAGGCCUUUGAUGAAUUGAUCCAGCGGCUUGCCCUUCAAAAUGAAGAUAUGGCCUAUGCCUUGCCACAUCAGAUGUUCGAAGAGGAGAGGGCUCUUAUGUGGAACGCUCGGACUUGGUUCGGGCUUUUGGUUCUCGAGCAUAUAUUUCGCGUUGAUGGAGGGAAGCCACCUGGCAUCCGGCUAAAAGGAAACGCACGCCGUUGUCGGGUUUUACUUGGCCAUUCAUCGUCGACAAUUUUGGAUUUACGAUUGUUUUCACAGGUCGAGUUAAACAUCCUCAGAGCCAAUGUCGGCGAUGCUCUAGGAGGAAACACAUCGCUUGAUGGGCAAAGCAUCGCAGAUUAUGUUCAUGACAUGAAAAUCGAGCUUGACUUGUGGUUCGAUGACUGGCUACGUAUCAUCGACGGUUGCGCUGCCGCCGCCGAAGAGAAGCCAUCUCUACUAGUCGCCCUUCGAGUACAGAAAUGCUGGGCAGAAAUGAUGCUUAACUGUAAAGCACUACGAUCCAUGGGCGUUCAAAACGUGGCUGCCAUGUCCACAACGGAAAGAAUGAUACUACUCACAGCCAAAGCAAGUGCCCGCCGACAUCUCCGCCUCAUAAUUGUCGAUCCAGACUUCUACCUCGCCAAGUUGAAAUAUGCAAUGGAUUUUGUCUGGGCGAAGUGCGCAUUCUCUUUCUUACUGCUUCUCAAAUUAUCCCGUCUCAUUCCUGAGCGUGAUGGGGAGAAUCAAGAGCUGUUGGAACAAGGUAAUCGACUUGUUGAUGAGUUGAGUAAAGCUGGUGCUAGUGGAACUCAGUCAGGAGCCGGCAACAUUUAUCUCCAGAUAUUGAAGGUCAGUAUUGAGAAGUAUGGACGUGCAUUGAUGGAAACACAGCAACCCAGCUCGGAGGGCCCUACAGCUACCUCACCCUUCUGGGAGCUGUUUGAUGCUCAAGCAGAUCUCCAGUGGUUUGUCCCCGAGCAGUUCGUCUCCGAGUGGGACUUUCCAGGGCUCAAUUUGUUCUAUUUUCCUACCGCUUGGCAGGAUUUCUUUGGAGACUUUUCGUUGGCUAUGUAA
This is a messenger RNA of Penicillium expansum, 1083 nucleotides long. RefSeq lists its product as uncharacterized. The record is from RefSeq and is a predicted model, not a curated record. Gene Ontology annotation, cellular component: nucleus. The transcript has 7 exons. Lineage: Eukaryota; Fungi; Ascomycota; Eurotiomycetes; Eurotiales; Aspergillaceae. Gene Ontology annotation, molecular function: DNA-binding transcription factor activity, RNA polymerase II-specific; transcription cis-regulatory region binding. Gene Ontology annotation, biological process: regulation of DNA-templated transcription. Bases 1 to 1083 code for a protein of 360 amino acids.